UUAAACAUAGAAGAAGAAGACGCAAGACAUGUGAUGACUGGUAUGAUAUUGAUGGAAGGAAGCUGUAGCCGAAAUGAACACGUUACGAACAACAUUUCUGCGCUUUUCGGGGACACAGAGUUUGUGUCGGAGUAAUGGCCCUCACUCUACCAUAUUCAGCUGCAGUCAGCUCCGCUCUAUCAGUUCCUUGGUUCUGUCAAGGACAGGAGCUGAGCAGAAACCUGUCCUGCAAGCAACCCUGAACACCAAAGCAGAGGGAGCUUGUGUUUUCCAGCAGCCACUCUGGCACUAUCAACAAGUCCGCACAGUCAAACGUGGGACAGAAUAUCAACCGAAGAACAUCAAACGAAAGAGGACCCAUGGGUGGAUCAAAAGAAUUAGCAGUCCAGGUGGGAUCGAAGUUAUCCUGCGCCGAAUGCUCAAAGGACGAAAGUCCCUCACGCAUUGAGACUCUGACCGGACAGUUGCUUUGAUAGACCUUUGAAGUGAAUCUCAGUUGAAUGUCAGCUGUGCAGUAGAGCUUUUGAGUUUCUAUUGAAAAUAGUUGUCAAAUUAAAGUGAUUAAUGCACAAUGGCGCCAAU
Messenger RNA from Sinocyclocheilus anshuiensis, 582 nucleotides. RefSeq names its product probable 54S ribosomal protein L34, mitochondrial. The record is from RefSeq and is a predicted model, not a curated record. Gene Ontology annotation, molecular function: structural constituent of ribosome. NCBI's taxonomy places the organism in Eukaryota, Metazoa, Chordata, Actinopteri, Cypriniformes, Cyprinidae. Gene Ontology annotation, cellular component: mitochondrial large ribosomal subunit; ribosome. The transcript is spliced from 2 exons. The coding region runs from base 74 to 448 and encodes 124 amino acids. Gene Ontology annotation, biological process: translation.